Molecule: messenger RNA, 1761 nt
Organism: Plectropomus leopardus (leopard coralgrouper)
Lineage: Eukaryota; Metazoa; Chordata; Actinopteri; Perciformes; Serranidae
Source: RefSeq, a predicted model, not a curated record
UGUCCAAGUCGAGUGAUAAGUCUUUUUUUUUUUCGAGUGAAGAAAUCAAAUUAUGACUCGACUCCAGGUGAUGCGACCGGAGUCUGCAACUUUGCAAAUCACUUUGUGACAUGAUUCUGUUAACAGCUGCUGAGCCCCUGGUGAAAAGCCUUCGUCUCCAUGGUAACGCUGUAAUGUGCCUAGCUGCAGAUGACAAGUACAUCAUCUCUGGGAGUAAAGACUGCACUGUGGCUGUCUAUGACCGCAGGGCGGGCAAGGGCUUAAAGAAACUUCGGCUGAGCUCUUACCUGCUGUCCAUGAGCUACAGUGGCUGUGAAGUUUGGGCAGGAGACAACAGCGGCAUGCUCCACUCCUUUUCCAUGCAGGCGGGGAGCUUAAAACCUCUGUCCCAGUUUGAUGUGGGACACACAGCACUGGUCACUGGCAUCCACAGGUCCCCUGGAAGCCUCUACACCUGUUCAUCUGAUCGCACUGUUAAGGUACAUAUCCCCUGUGCCCCUCCGAGGACGUUAUGCACACUGAAUCACCAAGCUGGAGUCAACGGGCUGAGUGUGGAGGCUGGAGUCCUCGCUGUGGCCUCAGGAGACGCGUCUGUGGAAAUCUGGAGACCCAGAAAAUGAAAGUGCAAGACCUGUAAACUAUGUGGCAACACUUGAAGGCAGGUAGUGACGAGACCUGAAGCCUAUCAACACCGUGCUGGUCUUUUAGCAUUUUGGAAUUUAAAACAAAUAUAUAAUGCCAAAAAAGAAACAGCUUCUUUUGCGUUGCAGGCUGGCUAUAUUAAGACAGAUGGAGACAAGCAGGUAGGACUGCAAAUAUAGACAGUUGAGUCCUGUAUGGUACAUAUGGCCAAACAAAUGAUUUUGUUUUGCCGCACUGCCAAACACAAAUGUUGUUGGAAAUAUUCACUACCAUUUGUUUAAUUUAGUUGAUAUUCAUUUUUUAUUCUUUCUUCUUGUGUUUAUAUGGUUUAAUACUGGAGGUAAGGUUGGAAAGGUGUAUUCAGAUCAACCUUUAUUUUAAUUUAUUGUUUGACGCUAAGAGAUUUCUCUACAGACGAAAAAACAAAAACCUGAACACAUGAAGAAAUGUCUUUGUCAGUAAAUCAAUGUUUGUCUCAAGCACAUAAUUACCAUUUUGUGCCAGUACUCAAACAUUUCAAAGACAUGGUGUUUGUCUUUUGUGUUUUUUAGAUGUUGUGUGUUUAAACCAGUGUGUAGUGUUAACAUGCUCCCAAAUUGAUGAAUCCGUUAGAAUAACUGACAUUAUACCAAACACAGUUACUUGUCAUGUACAGUGAAAUACUUGUAACCGAGUCCCCUGUGACACACUGAUUGUAUUUGCAAAGAUAUUUAUUUGAAAACACUCCUCAGUGCUAAUCAGUAUAAUCUUUUUGUAUGUAUGUCUGCCGUGUGUGUGUGUGUGUGUGUGUGUGUGUGUGUGUGUGUGUGUGUGAGUAAGUUUAAAAAAAACUAUGUAAUUGCCUGGAUUAAUCCAACUAUUAAUCAUUUGCACAAUACUUGAUGGAUGCAUUCAUUAAAACACACUGAAAGACUAUUUCAGCAGAAGAUGCCAUCAAAUGGCCUGAGAUCUGGAGUCUGAGUUAUGGCUCGAUGUGUGUGUGAGAAGUCACGGUGGAACAGCUUCGUGCUGGAUGUUUGUACAAAACAGCUAUUAAAGUUUCAAAUUGUUUACUCGAGUCUUUAGUCUGGUUCCCCCGUGUAGUUCCUUACUGUUGGAGGAUAGAGAUUAAAUAUUUUU